Eucalyptus grandis is the source of this 2062-nucleotide messenger RNA. RefSeq names its product 4-coumarate--CoA ligase-like 9. The record is from RefSeq and is a predicted model, not a curated record. Gene Ontology annotation, molecular function: CoA-ligase activity. Lineage: Eukaryota; Viridiplantae; Streptophyta; Magnoliopsida; Myrtales; Myrtaceae.
UGGUCGUCACCUGUCAGCUUCUCUGCUAUGAACGCCGUAAGAAAAGUGAGGAAUGGUGGUUAGUCAUCGAGAAUUGCACUUUGUUCAUUAGUCAUAUCAUCUCGUGCUUUUUAAGUCUCUGAAAAGACGGGAGAUACCGAGCACUGCAGUCGCCGUCGCCAUCUUCAUCUUCAUCUUCAUCAUUUCACGAUGUCUGAAACUAGUCACCGCACCAAAGAAGUCGAACCCAUCAAUGGCUUCUGCGCCGAAACCAGGACCUUCCGCAGCCUCAGGCCCUCCGUCCCCUCUCCCUCCUCCUUCCCUCCCCAUUUCGCUCACCGACUUCCUCUUCUCCAUCCUCCCCUCCUCCUCCUCCUCCUCCUCCUCGCCGUUCCUCGUCGACGCCGCCACCGGCCACCGGGUCACCUACCCGCGCUUCAUCUCGCAAUGCCGGGCUCUCUCGUCCUUCCUCGUCAGCCGCUUCCCUUCCCUCUCCAAGAACGACGUCGUCCUCGUCCUCCCGCCAUUUUCCCUCCACGUCCCCGUCAUCUACUUCACUCUCCUCUCCCUCGGCAUCGUCGUGUCCCCGGCGAACCCCCUGAGCUCCGCCUCCGAGAUCCGCCACCUGGUCGGGCUCAGCAAGCCCGUCCUCGCUUUCGUCACCUCCAAGCAGCUCAAGCUGCCUACGCUCAGGCACGGCACCAUCCUCAUCGACUCGCCCGAGUUCGAGUCCGUUUUGUCCCGGACCGGCCUGAAGGAGACCGAUCCCGUUCUCCGCAAUGUCAACCGGGUCACGCAGGCCGACCCCGCGACGAUUCUCUACUCUUCGGGCACGACGGGCCGGGUCAAGGGCGUACUCAUGACCCACGGAAACAUGAUCGCGGGGGUCGCCGGCGCUCGCCAACCCGAGCCAGGCCCAAAGCCCGUUUGGCUGUUUCCACUUCCCCUGUUCCACGUGUAUGGUUUUGCGUCGAUAUUGAGAGCCUUUGGGAUGGGGGCGACCGUGGUUUUGAUGGGGAAGUUCGAGCUUGAGGCCAUGCUGAAGGCCGUGGAGAAGUAUAGAGUCGGCUUGUUGCCGGUGUCGCCGCCGGUCGUGCUAGCGUUGGUGAAGUCGGAGCUGUCGGGGAAGUAUGACCUCAGCUCACUCCGCACCGUCAUGUGCGGCGGAGCGCCGCUUGGGAAGGAGGUUUCCCAGCGGUUCCAGCAGCAAUUCCCUAACGUGGAGCUGGUGCAGGGUUAUGCAUUGACAGAGAGCCUCUUAGGAAGUAGGAUGAUGGGGCCUGAUGAGACCAAGCAAUACGGCUCCAUUGGUCGCCUUGCCGAGUAUAUGGAAGCCAAAAUAGUCAAUCCUGUUACUGGAGAAGCUCUACCUCCUGGCUGCAAAGGCGAAUUGUGGCUGCAUGGCCCAGCCAUCAUGAAAGGUUAUGUUGGAGAUGAAAAGGCAACGGCUGAGACAUUGGAUCCUGAAGGUUGGCUAAAAACUGGCGAUCUUUGUUACUUUGACUCAGAGGGGUUCCUCUACAUUGUAGAUAGGCUAAAGGAAUUGAUAAAAUACAAGGCGUAUCAGGUUCCACCUGCUGAAUUGGAGCAUUUACUUCAAUCUCAUCAACAAAUUGCGGAAGCUGCAGUGAUACCGUAUCCUGAUGAAGAGGCAGGGCAGGUUCCAAUGGCUUUCGUGGUGAGGAAGCCUGGUGCAUGCGUUGCAGAAUCUGAAAUCAUGGAUUUCAUUGCUGAACAGGUCGCUCCAUACAAGAAGAUAAGGCGUGUCGCUUUUAUCAGUAGCAUCCCCAAAAAUCCUGCGGGAAAGAUCUUGAGAAGGGAGCUCAUCAAUCAUGCUUUAUCUGCUGGUUCAGCUAGAUUGUAAAUCUUUGACCAGGAAAAGAAGUCCGAUUUUACUUUUAAGUAAAACAGGCCAUUGUUAUCAGUUCUCUGUAUUUGGCAAUUUGCUGCUCCAUGGUAUGAAUGUUGUACUUGUUUUUGGAAGUGAUUCACCAUUCCUUACCAAAGACAAAGAUAAACCCAGCGAAAUGUGUAAUCGCAACUGAAUCUUAUACCAGUUCUUUAGAGAAACCGUGCUUGUUAA